AUGAAAUUCUAUACGAUAUUGAGCCUUGUUUUGGCUGUUUUCCUGGGCAACGCUCUCGGCCAGUCCCUUCAAAAUGAGCUCUCGCAGAGCUAUGCACCGAUAUACGAGACCUGUCCUUCUGGGAUACAAUUUAUUCGCCCGGCAAAGGGUCUUGCUCCAGCAGAAAGAGACUGGGUCCAAGGUCGCAAGAGAGUGGCCGCCUUCUCGUUUGCUUCGUACCUAGAACGUCUAGGCCUGCAAAAUUUCGAUGUGGCAGACUAUUUCGAUCGUCUGCAUAGCUCAAACUUUUCCAAUGUGCCUACGAUAGGUUUUGCCAUUAGCGGCGGUGGCUGGACGUCUGCCUUAACGGGGAGUGGAAUUCUGAGGGCCAUGGACGAUCGAUUCGAUGCUGCAAAUGACCAAGGGACGGGUGGAUUGCUUCAGAGCUUGACCUAUAUAUCUGGACUAUCUGGCGGCUCCUUUGCAACGGUGUCUUUUCCGGCAUUCGACUUUCCUACAGUCGACGACAUCGUUAAUAGUUGGUUUCCGGAGAUCGACCGCCUAAACGGUGUAACAAACAGCACGCCUCACGCUUCCCCUCCGGAUCAAAUUUUUGAGUCUAUUGCUGAAAAAGCAGAGGCGGGUUUUAAUGUCACAUUUGCCGACUUUUUUGGCCGUGUCCUUGGAUACGAAUUCCUUCCUGGACAAAACGGUGGUCUCAACGUCACUUGGUCAAGCAUUGUUAAUAUGACAAAGUUCAAGCACUAUGAAGUGCCAUUUCCCAUUAUUCAACUUGCUACCAUCGAACCCAAUAAUCCACAGGCCUUUGGUGUCCAAAUCCCGACCAAAAAUAAUACAAUUCUCGAAGUGACACCACUUGAAUUCGGUGCAUGGAACGGGUCCAUCUCAAGCUUUACCCCAACGGAGUGGGUGGGUACUUAUUUGGACAAUGGAACUGCCGUAAAUAAAAGUGCCUGUGUUAGAGGUUUUGAUAGAGCUAGCUUCAUCAUGGGUAGUUCCGGUGAUGCAUUCAACUUGUGGUACGUGCAGACCGAGUCCAAUGGCUCUGUUGGGGGCUUUGCAAAGCGCUCGCAGCAGCCCACGAAGAGGUCACUGGCACAAAAGAAAUCGCUGUCCAAGCGGGCUAGUUUCCCUCCGGCGAUACUCGAGGAAAUCGUUUCAACAUUCAACGACACAUUUGGAGAAAACGUCACUGAAUCGGCCUAUGCCAUUUGGCCCAAUCCAUUCGCCGGACUUCCAUCCUCUUCGCCUUUUGUCCAGCAGGAGCAGGAUCUUCUUGUUGUAGAUGGUUCCGAGUCCGGCCAAACCAUCCCUCUGUGGGGUCAGAUUCAGCCAGCGCGUUCUCCUAAUUUCAUCAUCGCCUGGGACAGCAGUGAAGAUGCUAUGCCAUACAAUUGGGACAAUGGAACAAACCUGUACAAUACAUACCUGGCGGCCAACGCUUCUGGUAUUCCGUUCCCCAUUGUCCCACCGGCCACGACAAUGAUCAAUAAGAAUUACACUCUGCAUCCGGUAUUCUUCGGCUGCAAUGCCAACCUGACCACCACCAAGAGCUUGAAUUCGCCCAUUGUUCUAUACCUCGCCAGCGCACCAUAUACCGCCUACACCAACUUCUCCUACUCACAGUCGAGCGAGUCCAGACAGCAAGUCGAGGAGAUUCUUGUCAAUAGUUUUAACCUAUUCACACAGGCAAAUGGUACACUGGAUUCGAAUUGGGCAAGUUGUAUCGGCUGCGCUGCAAUUGAUCGCAGUUUGACAAAGGUUGGCUUGAACCGCACCGCGCAGUGCUCUCAGUGCUUCAGCCGAUACUGCUGGGAUGGAUCGUACGAUAAUCGCAAGCCGAGCAUGAUCAAUCCGUCUUUGCUUCUGAAUUCAUCUGAGACUUUUGAGAAGUGGAACUCGUCUAACCCGUUCUAA
Messenger RNA from Xylona heveae TC161, 1917 nucleotides. RefSeq lists its product as hypothetical. The coding region runs from base 1 to 1917 and encodes 638 amino acids. Gene Ontology annotation, molecular function: A2-type glycerophospholipase activity. Lineage: Eukaryota; Fungi; Ascomycota; Xylonomycetes; Xylonales; Xylonaceae. The transcript is spliced from 4 exons. Gene Ontology annotation, cellular component: cytosol. Gene Ontology annotation, biological process: glycerophospholipid catabolic process. The record is from RefSeq and is a predicted model, not a curated record.